AUGACGUCAGAAAUGAUUGAUGUGAUAAUGGCUGUCAUUCGUAAAUCACGUCAUUUGCAAGUGCUGCAAUUGAAGAACUGUGCUCUUCCGCGAGAUUUUAUCACGCUGUUUGCCUCAGCUUUACAGCAAAAUCCUACUAUACCACUGGAAGCGCUGGAUUUAUCGAAAAAUGUGCUUGAUGAUAAGAAAGGUUUUGUCCUGUUGUCUGGAGUUCUCCCACGAUUGACCUCCCUGCGUCAAGUGAAUUUUUCUGAAUGUGGUCUCAGUGAAAAGUGUUCACAGUUGUUCUGCAGUGGAAUUUAUUCUGCAUUGACGGCAAAAUCCAACAGUGGAGCAAUACCGAGUUUAACAGAGUUAAACUUCUCCACAAAUGUUUUGAAGGAUGAUGUGUCUUCACUGGUCAAUGUGGUUUCCUUGUGCACCACUCUGCGGGUCUUGGACUUAACUGAUACCGGCUUCCCACUGGAUAAAAUCUGGGCUGCACUGAAAUAUGGAGGCCUUCAGAUAGAAAAACUUUAUCUCGGUGGAUGCUAUGCUGGGAAGAAAGCCGCUGAGUGUGCACAGCAAGUGAAGGAAUUUUUCUCGAUGGCUGUGAAUUUGUCUGUCAUCAACUUUGUUAACACGAUAUUACCAGCAGAACUGAUGAAAGCAAUGCUUCUUGGAUUGGCUAGUAACCAACAGUUGAAGCCGUUUCAUCUGGACAUUAGUGGCACCUGUGAAAAGAAUUGUAGCGCAGUGUUGGAAGCGUGUUUAGGAGGUGUUCAGUGCAACAGCAUUUCUUUGAGGGAUAACAACUUGGAGACAGAAAUGCAGGCUGUUAUCCAUGCACUUGGCAACAUCAAAACUUUACGUCGUGUGGACUUGGGUGGAGCGAAUUUGCUUGCACUGCGCCGUUCAUCAAAGCAAGCCCAUGCUGCGGUUAUCAAUAAGACGAUUCUUGAUCUAGUGAAGUUGUUCUCGGACGAUUCUUGUCUGGAGGAGUUGAUCUUGUCAGAUGCACGGCUCGGACCUCAUCUGAGUGUCCUUCUGAAUACACUCGGAGCAACAACUUCUCUUCGAUUACUUGACAUAUCCAAUAACGACUUGGGACAUUUUGGAGCGAGAAUACUAUCUAAGGCUCUUCAACUGAAUGUCUCUUUACGAACGGUUGUAAUCGACAAUAAUCACUUGGGCGUUGAGGGACUGAGCGACAUAGCAACAGCGCUGAGCAUGAACAAGACCCUCACUCAAAUACCGUAUCCCGUUCAAGAUGUUUGCGAAUGCUUAGGAAGAGCUGGUUGUGAUCGUGCACGACUUUUGUCAGCGAUGACACAAAUGGAGUCUUAUUUGGAAAGGAAUCGUUCACCCGCAAACUCGGACUUCGCUAAUUUCCGAAUCAAUACUAUGGCAUGUUUCUCUGCAAAAUGCCAUCAGAGCGAAUACAUAAUUCUCUCAAGUUUUCAGGGAGUAGACCCUGGAAGUUUGGAGAAAUGGGAUGGUUUUGGAGAUAUCCUAAACAGUACGAUAGAGGAAGCGUUUCCACAUCGUUUGGAAGAUAUGGUAGAGGAUUUCGUUGAACAGGUAUCGUUGAGUUCUAUCAAUAGCGUGGAAUUGAUCUUCACACUACGUACCUAUGAAACAGAACCAUGUGCAUUCACUGAACCACAGGCUAAUAUCGAUAGGGACUCUUUCUAA
Molecule: messenger RNA, 1674 nt
Organism: Cooperia oncophora
Lineage: Eukaryota; Metazoa; Nematoda; Chromadorea; Rhabditida; Trichostrongylidae
Source: the annotation of a GenBank genome assembly